Molecule: messenger RNA, 1077 nt
Organism: Capronia epimyces CBS 606.96
Lineage: Eukaryota; Fungi; Ascomycota; Eurotiomycetes; Chaetothyriales; Herpotrichiellaceae
Exons: 3
Coding region: 1-1077 (358 amino acids)
Biological process (GO): butanediol biosynthetic process
Cellular component (GO): cytoplasm
Molecular function (GO): (R,R)-butanediol dehydrogenase activity; zinc ion binding
Source: RefSeq, a predicted model, not a curated record
AUGCGUGCACUUCGAUAUCACGGAAACAAGGAUGUCAGACUUGAUGAUGUUCCCGAACCCGAAUGCAAGCCCGGCUGGAUCAAGUUGAAGAACGGAUUUACUGGGAUCUGUGGGACUGAUCUCCAUGAAUAUGCCACCGGACCGUCAUGGGUACCUACCACCCCGCACAGCCUGACGGGAGCGACAUUGCCAUGCACGUUGGGCCACGAAUUCUCCGGCACGAUCGUGGAAGUUGGAGAGGGGGUUUCGGGGUUCCGAGUGGGCCAAAAAGCCACGAUUGAACCCUGCAUUGCCGAUGCCACCUGUGCAGAGUGCAAGGAGGGCUUCCCCGCCAUGUGCGGCAACCUCGGUGUCGUGGGCUUCAGCGGCUGGGACGGCGGUGGCGGGAUGGCUGAAUAUAUCUGUCUGCCGCCCAAGAAUGUCCAUGUGGUUCCCGACAGUAUGUCCCUCGAGGUGGCCGCUCUGACGGAGCCGCUGACCGUUCCGUGGCGGGCCAUCAAAGCCUCGGGCUUCAAGGCGGGCCAAAGUGUGCUGGUUAUUGGAGCAGGUCCUAUCGGCCUGAUGACCAUCCUCUGCCUUCAGGCGUUCGGGGCAACCAACAUCCUCGUGUCGGAUCCGUCAGAGGGACGGUUAGAACUGGCACGAAAGUUGGGGGCUCACCAUGUUUUCGACCCGAGAAAGGACGACGUGGAGCGCGGCUGUAAAGACCUGUGCGACGGAAGAGGUCCGCACGUGGUGUUCGAAUGUGCCGGCGUCCAGAAUUCAUUGAAUACCGCCAUUGCUGCGGUGCGGAAGGGGGGCACCAUCCUGGGUUUGGCAUUGUGGGAGACCAAAGCCGUCUUCGAUCCCAACCACAUAGUCUUGAGACAAAUCAAGUACAUGGGUAUCCUUCCUUACGUUCCGGGUGACUUCCAGGAAGUCAUCCGCGCCAUUGCAGAAGGCCGGAUUCGCCAACCUGAAAGACUCAUCUCCGCCAAAAUCCCGGUGGAGGAUGUGGUGUCGAAAGGGUUUGAGGCUCUGCUCCACAACAAGAGCGAUACUAUCAAGGUUCUGGUGCAACCUGUUACUAGCGGAUAG